AUGGACGCAACCACACAAAUCCGCAACGCCCUCCACUCCCAAUCCUUCCCGACGCCCUCCGUCCCCUGGACCACGACCCUGACCUCGCGCGUCCCGACCCCGCCGCUGCCCUCCCUCAUCGCGACCGCCAAAGCGCGCCUCCUCGCCUCGGACCUCACGACGCCCAACCUGCUCGAUCCCUCCUCGUCAGCGACAUUCCCGCCCGCGGCGACGGACCCGCAGACGCCGGAGACGACGCUGCCCCGCGACGUCCCCUGCCAGGUCGUCGACGUCGAGAACCUGGCCCUCUCGCGCUGGGAGCAGGUCGAGGAGCUCGAGGCCGUGGCGCGCGGCGAGAUGACCACCGGCCGGCGCGUGGUGCGGCUGGCUGCGGCCGAGGAGCAGGCCGAGUACGAUAACGUCGACGAGGGUGCUCCGGGGCGGACGCAGGCGGCGGCAGCGGCGCCGCAGCAGAGGAAGAAUGCGACGCACAGGCUUGUGCUGCAGGAUUGCAAGGGGCAGAAGGUGUAUGCGAUGGAGCUGAGGCGGGUGGAGAGGAUUGGGGUCGGGGUUACGAAUAUCGGCGAGAAGGUCAUGCUCAAGGCUGGGACGGUGGUGGCGAGGGGCACGGUGCUGCUUGAGCCGGAGAAGUGUGUGAUGUUGGGAGGAAAGGUUGACGCAUGGCAGAAGGCGUGGAUGGAGGGGCGGAUUGCGAGGUUGAAGGAGGCUGUCGGGGCUGAUCGGCCGUAG
Molecule: messenger RNA, 729 nt
Organism: Colletotrichum chrysophilum
Lineage: Eukaryota; Fungi; Ascomycota; Sordariomycetes; Glomerellales; Glomerellaceae
Exons: 1
Coding region: 1-729 (242 amino acids)
Biological process (GO): double-strand break repair via homologous recombination; resolution of meiotic recombination intermediates
Cellular component (GO): nuclear body; RecQ family helicase-topoisomerase III complex
Source: RefSeq, a predicted model, not a curated record